AUGUUAUUCCAUCUUAUUCUAAUUCAUUGUAUUGUUUAUAUGAUCAAUGCUCAAGGUUGUACAAUGGACGAUGGGAGAGUUUUAUCCCCCGGUGAAGAAGUUCGAUUAGCAAACUUUCCAUGUGCAAUAUGCCGUUGUGAUCCAAAUACACGUGAAGUUGUUUGUGAAACAGAAACUUGUCCAACUUUGCAAUGUGGAGAAGAUGAAGGACAACUUCUAGAACCUGGUCAAUGUUGCCCAGAAUGUGUUGCGAAGAGUCGUGUGGAACCAGUACUACCCCAAGCUACACCUCGUACAUAUACUGACGAACCAAGGUCGACAAGAACACCAAGACCAACUGCCGAGCCAGCACAAACUCUACCACCUCCACCUCCACCAUUACCCGAUGGGUCUCCAGGACUUCGAGGACCUGUUGGACCGCCUGGACCUCCUGGACCACCGGGAGAUCCUGGUUUCGAUGGUGAAAAUGGAUUGCCUGGUAUGCCUGGUCUCCCAGGUCCACCCCCUCAAGAUGUCGAUGACUACAUGCAACGUUCUAGAGCAAUGGUAAAAGGUCCAGUUGGUGAAAAUGUAACCAUGUAUCAAGAUAUCCGGGUAACAAUGGGACCACCUGGUGAGCCAGGUGCACCCGGAUUCCCAGGAGUCAUAGGCUCACCUGGACCGAUCGGACAACCUGGGCUGAUGGGAGAUCCCGGUCCAUCGGGAAACCCUGGAUCUAGAGGACAUGCUGGGCCUGUUGGAAAUGAUGGAAAAGCUGGACCGAUAGGAAGACCUGGGUUAAAAGGUGCUCGAGGACCACGUGGCAUACCUGGAGUCAUGGGAGAAGCUGGGCUUCCUGGAGCAAUGGGUCUACGAGGUGAACGAGGAGAACGUGGCGAAGAAGGUAUCAAAGGAAUGGCUGGUGAUUAUGGACCGAAAGGACUACCAGGACCUGUAGGACCGAAAGGUUCGAUCGGUCUUCAGGGUCAACGAGGUGAACCGGGCCCCAGAGGAUUCAUGGGACUGCCAGGACCUAUAGGAGUUGAUGGGACAGAUGGUGUUCCGGGAGCACCAGGUGAUCCUGGAGCACCUGGCCCCCAAGGAAGUCCUGGGUUGCAAGGCCCAGAGGGACCUAAAGGUCAACCUGGUCUUCCUGGCCCUAAAGGAGAGGUCGGUUUCCCUGGAUUACGUGGAGAUAGAGGAGCGCCAGGACCACCUGGAAAUCCUGGAAAACAGGGUGCACAUGGACCUCCAGGAGCAAUCGGUAAUAAAGGAGAGCCAGGAGAUCGAGGACACCCCGGAAAACCUGGGAUGAUGGGAAUCAGAGGAUUUUCUGGUGGAGAAGGAGAAAUAGGUCUUGUGGGUGCGAAAGGACCAGAAGGCUCGGUGGGGUUGCAAGGUGCGCAAGGUUUGCCAGGACCAGAAGGUAUCAAAGGUCGUCGCGGUGAGCGUGGCCCACCGGGGCCAGUAGGCGAACAAGGUAGUAGAGGUAUACGUGGUUCCGCUGGGCUAUCGGGAGCCCCUGGGCACGAAGGCAGUCGUGGUCUUCCAGGACUUCGUGGUCCUCCAGGUCCUGAAGGCCCACCGGGCGCUAUUGGUCCAGGUGGAGCACCUGGUAUAACUGGUCCCGUUGGUGAGAAGGGAGCUCAAGGAGAUAUUGGCCCAAGUGGUCUCAAAGGUCCUACCGGUCCUAGAGGUUCAGUUGGGAAUCGUGGACAACCAGGACCAACUGGUGAACCUGGUCCUAAGGGUCCACUUGGAUCUAUUGGUCGACCUGGGAUGCCUGGUGCAGCAGGAAUUCCUGGGCCGCACGGCCCUCAAGGAGGACAAGGGUUACGUGGUCUACCUGGCUCGGUCGGGAAGACCGGUGACCCUGGAGCAGUUGGAUCAAGAGGUCCCAGGGGUGACAGAGGUCCACGAGGGGAACCCGGACCUCCGGGUCCAUUUGGACCGUCAGGUGAGAAAGGCCAACGUGGGCAAUCUGGCAAACGUGGUCCUAUGGGAGCAGAAGGUAGAGUUGGUCCCGAAGGUCCACCAGGGACACCUGGGAAACCGGGUGAUCCUGGGCCAGCUGGAGAACCUGGGCAUAUCGGUCCACCAGGACCUCCAGGAGAACGUGGAGCCCCAGGACAAAUGGGCCCACCGGGCCCACCUGGAAGGGCUGGGGACAAAGGAGCUUCAGGUCCAGUUGGACGUGAUGGGCUCAAGGGCGACAGGGGCGAAAAAGGUGACAUGGGAGACAGUGGGACGGUUGGUGUUCCCGGCCUUGUUGGCAAUACUGGAAUUCGUGGUGAGAGGGGUGAAAAGGGCGAUAGAGGACCCACUGGGCCACGAGGGGAACCGGGCCCAGUGGGAGCUCCAGGACAGAGGGGUUCCGACGGUCCUAUGGGACACCCUGGACCGCAAGGACGAACUGGUAACAAAGGGAUAUUAGGAGUUCGUGGUUAUCAGGGCGACAAAGGGACACCUGGGGAUCAGGGACCACAAGGUAUUCCGGGUGAUUCAGGUAUACCAGGGCCACCCGGCCCACCUGGUUCUGUCGGAAUGAAAGGAGUUAAAGGGGAAAUGGGUCCACGUGGACCUCGUGGUGAGGCUGGUAACAUGGGAAUAAAAGGAGUUCAAGGACCACCUGGGCCUAAAGGUCACCCUGGAUUACCAGGUCAGCAGGGUGAUAGAGGCCAACCAGGUGUACAAGGAGAUCAGGGGUCGGAAGGUUUAAUUGGAGAACCUGGACCCCAAGGACCACCAGGAGAAAAUGGUCGACCAGGCCCCCCAGGACCUGCUGGACAAACUGGGCCUAAAGGUGAGGCUGGGGACCCAGGACUCGAAGGACCUGCGGGUUCAGACGGAAUGGCUGGACUUCCGGGUCCUGCAGGUGAUAAAGGGGAACGAGGAGACCCUGGAUUACCGGGUACAGUAGGUCCAAUUGGACCAGAUGGUGAUCAAGGACCAAGUGGUGCACCGGGAAAAAUUGGACCAACGGGACCACCUGGUAAUGUGGGGAAACCUGGAGAAAUGGGUCCGCCAGGAAAUGCUGGCUUACCUGGAAGAACAGGUUUACCUGGUCCUCCUGGAAAAGACGGUCAGAUGGGAAAACAAGGUCCUCGUGGUGAAGAGGGACCUCGAGGACCAGACGGGAAUGCAGGAAUGCAGGGCCCACCCGGGGCUUCAGGAGUUAAGGGUCCUCCAGGAAGCAGAGGACCAACUGGUCCAACUGGAAUCAGAGGACCGCCUGGACUAAUUGGACAACCUGGGCCACCAGGUAAACAAGGAAGUCAAGGAAGACCUGGAAAACCAGGUCCAGAUGGAUUUGAAGGGAAACGAGGUCCUCCGGGUGAAAUAGGAGCACCUGGAGUUCCUGGAAGCAAAGGACCCGUGGGAGACGAAGGAGAGCCUGGCUCAAGAGGUGCAUCCGGAAACAUGGGUCUUACUGGACCACCUGGUGAUGGUGGACCUCCUGGAUUGCCAGGAAGUCCAGGUUCAAGAGGACCACAAGGACCAAUGGGUGAAGUUGGCCUAAAAGGUGAAACGGGUCUUCCAGGAGUUCCAGGACCAAUUGGGCAACCAGGACCAAUGGGACCACCAGGUAUUCAAGGUCCACCGGGUGAACCAGGACCGCCAGGAAAUGAUGGUCCUCCGGGAGCCAUUGGUUUGCCUGGACCACCGGGAGAGUUUAAAACUGACUAUACAUCAUUGUUUAGUCGUAGAAGAGAUUCAGAUGUUGGAAUGAUGCAAGCUGAUGAACCCCGUAAUAGAGGAAGGAGAAUACGCCGUUCAUAUGAAUGGAGUGAUGAAGAUUAUGACCCAAGCAAAGAAACUGAUCCUAAUGAUGAGGAGGAAGAUAUUUUUGAAGCAUUGCGUCAAGUUGGAAGACUUGUGAAUAGUUUGAAUAGUGGGAGUGGAACACAAUUCAAUCCUGCACGAACAUGUCAUGAUUUAAAAAGAGAUCAUCCAGAGAAAAAAGACGGUAUGUAUUAUGUUGAUCCAAAUGGUGGUCAUUGGAGAGAUGGAAUUAGUGUUUAUUGUCGUUUAAGCGGUUUAGAAACUUGUGUUAGUCCUAUUACAGAACAAAUGUCAUCAAUUUAUUUAUCACAAACUAAACAAAAACGUUUAUGGUAUUCGGAAUUUUUAAUGAAAACAGAAAAUGCUCAAAUAGAGUAUAAUAUACCAAAGGAUCAAUUAGUUUUUCUUCAAAUGUCAAGUGAAGUAGCCAUACAACGAUUAAAAGUGAAUUGUCGAAAUAUACAAAAUAUAUUAGAAAUUAUAUCUUUGUUAAGUGAUAAUAAUGUGUUGAUUGAAUUCAAUGAAACUAUACAAUUAUUUUCUAUUGAAAUAGAAGAAAAUACAUGUGAGCAAAAACAAAGUGGAAGUCUUCUUCUUACUGUACGUACAAAACAACCAUCUUUAUUACCAAUCCGAGAUAUUCGAAUAACAACUAAUGGAUUAUAUGAUUCUGAAUUAUCUCUAGAAGUUGGUACAAUUUGUUAUGGUGGUAUGGAUCCUGAACAAUUCAAUAUAACAGAUAUUGAUAAUAAUAAUAAUAAUAGUAAUAAUAGUAAUAAAGAAGAUUCAAAUCACAAUAUUUAUGAUCAUAUUGAGCAUAAAUCAAAUUUUCAAGUGAAAAAGUCCAAUUUCAACGAAAUGAAUAAUAAUAAUAUUAGACUUAUAUCUGAAUCAUUUUAA
Messenger RNA from Schistosoma curassoni, 4662 nucleotides. The record is from the annotation of a GenBank genome assembly. NCBI's taxonomy places the organism in Eukaryota, Metazoa, Platyhelminthes, Trematoda, Strigeidida, Schistosomatidae.